Molecule: messenger RNA, 1373 nt
Organism: Caenorhabditis angaria
Lineage: Eukaryota; Metazoa; Nematoda; Chromadorea; Rhabditida; Rhabditidae
Source: the annotation of a GenBank genome assembly
AUGAUUAUAUCUGCUGAUGUUCGAACUGUUUUUGAUGAUGCUGAACCUUCGAGACAAUUUAUUGUGCCACAAGGUGAAAAUGAACAAAUUGUUCAUGUUGCCAAUCUUCAUUUGUAAGUUUAAUUUUUCAAAAUUUCUCCAUUAUUAUUUUUCUUUUUUUUUUAGCAAAAUCGAACGAACCACCGAAGAUAGUAUAAAAAUAAUGCGCAGAAAUUCAGACAAGAAUUUGCGAAUCAAAAUGAAAAUAAAAGUUAGUGGAAAUAAUGGAAAUGUUUAUGCAAAUCGUCAACAAAUAUUUGGAAUCGCUUCAAGAUUUAUCGAAUUUCGACCAUGGCAUGGAUAUGGAGGGUGUGAAAUUAAUGGAAAAUGGAAACAUUGGGAAAAUUUGAAUGUUUCAAUUGAAAUCAUCAAUUGGCAGAAUUUUGUAUGCAAUAAUCAAUAUGAAACUGCUCAAGAACCUUUACUUUUCGGAUAUCAAACAACAACACCAGAAGGUCAAUCAGCUUCGCUGGAAUCUGAAGAACUUCUCAAAAAACUUGGAAUUUUGAAAAAGGAACCUGUUUCGCUUUAUGGAAAUCAUUCAAAUCUUGACAGAGAUCCUGAAGAUACUCGAACUUUGGAAGAAUAUUAUAAAGAAGAAGUUGGACCAGCUGAUGUUAUUCUUGUUGCAGAAAAUAAAAAGGUUGCGGUGAACAAACAAUAUCUUUCGGAUAUUUCGCCAUUUUUCGAGGUUUUGUUUUCGGGAAAAUUCCGAGAAGGUGGACAACUUGAAAUCGAAUUGAAGGAUGUCAAAUUCGAAGUUUUGGUUGAUGCACUUCGAAUUGUUUAUCCAACAAAAGCAAGAGUCAAUUGUAAGUUUUUAAUUUUCUCCAAAAUAUAUAUGAACUAACCUUAAUCCAAAAUCAUUCAAAUCAAUGAAAACCAAAUUUCAGAUAGUAAUUAUGGAGAAAUGGUCGAAUUCGCUGAUCGAUUUGAUAUUGAUUAUUUGACUAAACAAUGUCACCGAUUCUUGAAUUCUGUUUGUCUUGUUGGUCGAUUUGUUCUUGCUGAUAGAUAUAAUUAUGAUGAACUUAGAGUAAGUCGAAAACCCUUCUAAUACAUCCUUAUAAAUCAAAUAUUUCCAGCGUCACUUGGUUCAUCAACUUCAAUCUUAUCAAGGUGCCACACUUCUUCGUCUUGAAUUACGUCGUCAAUUAGUUUGUGCGAUUGCACAAAGUGAUAUUUAUAUUCGAAUGAGAGACAUGUUGCAAGUUAUUAAUUGUUAUCAAAGGGAAUUCGAGCGCAAACGUCGUUCAUUUUUUGAUGUUCCGAGAAUGGCGUGCAAUUUUUUGGCACCAGAUGUGCAAUAUUUCGAAUUCAAUGAUGAUCAAUAA